Miscanthus lutarioriparius is the source of this 2727-nucleotide messenger RNA. The record is from the annotation of a GenBank genome assembly. Lineage: Eukaryota; Viridiplantae; Streptophyta; Magnoliopsida; Poales; Poaceae.
AUGGUGCCUGCCGCUCCUAAUCCGGAGCAGCAGCUGGAGAGAGAUGUCACGGCUCAUCAAGAUUCCGAGGAGGAGGAGAAGACGGCGGCCAAGAUCAAGAAGUUAUUAAGCAAGCUGAAGCCGCUUCGUGCCAGGAUCUCUCAGCUGCUGGGGCCUGCUGGCCCUCAUCGCGUCGUCACUGGUGACCGUGGACGGCGCUGCUUGGUAUUGAUGGAGACGGAGCUGAGCAUCAUUGCGGCGCUCUUGACGACAUUGAGUCCGCAGCACUUUGACGAUGCCGAGACGAAGAAAUGGCUGGGUGAAUCUUUGUUCGCUGUUCCCCGUUUAGCCGACCGCGUCCUCGGUGAAGUUGAUCCCUCUCUCCACACGCUGCUGCGAAGAGCUUCACAGUGCUUCCAUCGUAGGAAGUCAUUCUCAUAUUCACAUUAUAUCUUUACGGUACGGCGGCUUUACUAUAUCAUCCAACAUCCCUCCAGCUCCAGGUAUAGGCAUCUUCUCCUCCCUAGCUCUGACCUUGGGCUUAUUACACCCCAACUGGCCGAGGCGGAUGCCCUCCUCCCUCUUGUCGGCAUUGAUCGCCCGGCAAAGAAGAUUUUGGGGUGGCUCGCACACCAGGGGAAGAUGGACAUGAACCUGAGAGUCAUGUGUAUCGUUGGACCUGUGGGGAUAGGCAAGACAACUCUUGCCGUGGAGCUCCGCAACCGACUCAGGCAGCAGCAUGAAACUAGUGGAGGGCGCUACAAUUUCCAAUGCAACGUUAUGGCACAAGUGCCACGGGGAACUGAUAGAAACAUUCGUCUUGUUCAAGAUAUCCUCUCCCAAGUCUCAGAACCAGCAGCAACAGCAUUGUCAUCUGACCCGUCACAAGCCAAGACAAUGAAGGUCCUAGUCCGCCUCAUUUCAGAAUGCUUGCGAGAUAAAAGGUACUUCGUCAUUAUCGAUGAUAUAUGGGAAGCAUCAGACUGGGAAGAAAUCAAGGUUGCAUUUCCUAAUAAUAAUCAUGGUAGCCGAAUAUUGAUUACAACACGCAGUACAAGUACAGCAUGGGCAUGUUGCUCCGAUUCCUAUGAUGGCCUUGAUGUGCAUGAGAUGAAGCCUCUAAGCGAAAUGGACUCAGAAAGGCUGCUUCUAGCAAAAGCCGUUGGUUCAGUAGAUGGUUGCCUGCCAAACAAUAUGAAGCUACAUUGUGAUGAAAUAUUGAGGAGAUGUGAAGGUAUACCGUUGUUUAUAAUUGGUAUGGCAGACUGGCUGAAGGACCAAUACAGUGAUGAGGAUGAGGACCAAUACAGUGAUGAGGACGAGGAGCAUCAAAGAUUUGCAAUUUAUUGCAAGGAACGAGUCCCCCGGCUGACAGAACAAGCACUAUCCUCCGCUUUUAAUGACUUCCCUAAUGAUUACUUGAGGUUACUAUUAAUUUACAUGAGCAUGUUUCCUUAUGGGUACAAGUUUGAAAAGGAUCGUCUCAUCUUGAAAUGGAUAGAUGAAGGCUUCUUUAUCCUUACUGAUUAUGAUGAUUAUGGUCGUUACUCCGACGACAUAUAUUUUAGUAAUGUUAGAAACUUAGAAGCAGAGAGGUUGUUCUCCGAGCUAGUGGAUAGUAAUGUCAUCACCUGUGUAGCAUCAAACCGCAAACACAAGCAAGAUGAAGCCGAGGCCUGCCAGUGGCAAAUCAAUCAUUUUAUGCACCAAUUCCUGGCCUCCAAAUCUGCAGAGAUGGGUUUCGUUUUCACCACCACUACGCUCAACUUACUGGCAGAAUCAGCAGCAGCAACAACAACAGAGUGUGGCAACCAAACUAGCAGCAGGAUGCCACGGAGAAGCAAAAUGAUCUUUUUGAGGUAUUUGAGUGUCAGGAAUACUCGAGUCAGCAAGCUCCCACACGAGAUCAAGGAGCUGUGGGCUUUGCACACAUUGGAUAUAAGUUACACGCAGAUAAGUGAGCUCCCACUCGAAUUAUUCCAGCUAAGAGAUCUGUGGUACCUGGACCUAAGAGGCACACGCUUCCUCAGGGCUCUCGGUGAUCUACACAACCUGGAGGUGCUUGCAGUUACAUGGUCCUUUCACCAGUCCACUGACAGAGACUACUGUGAAGCGUUGCUGUCAUCCAUCGUAAAGUUGGAAUGGCUCAAGUCCCUGACCAUUCACUGUGGACUCGGCUGCUCCAUGGAGUUCCUGGGCUCCCUUGAAGAGUGGCGUGCGCCUCUGAGGCUUGAGAAGUUCAAGUGCCUAAUACUAGGCUUGGACUUCAUUCCAGGACAUGCCAUAGUGAUUGGAAAUGAAGGAUUCCGCAAGCUCCAGAGGUUCUCCCUUGACUCCGUAUUGCCAAGGCUCACUUUUCAAACAGGGGCCAUGCCACGGCUCAAACACCUUCGACUCAAGUUCUCCUCGGGCCCCGCAAGUGAAGAGCGUGUUCCGUCCGGUAUCAGCAACCUCCAAAUGAUCAGCGAAGUGGUCCUCAGCUACAGCGAGUGGUGCGUUAACAGCACCAGUGUAAAGAUGACAGUGAAGGCGGUGAAGGAACAAGUUGCCAAGCAUCGCAACCCGAUCAAUCUCUUCAUCAAUGGCGUCGAAGAUGAUGUUGUUCAGGAAGUCGAUGAGGAGGCAGAGAAUGCAACGGGAACUUCUUGGAGCGGAACAGAUGCUGGACCCGGAAGAGACGAUGCUCAAGCAGUCCAUGAGGAGGCUAAAGGAGUGGUUGAAAUUGAGAUUACUGAAGCUGAAAGUUGA